AUGUUGGUUUUGGAUAAUGUUGAUGGAAGACAUUUUGACUCCACACAUCACUGUCAAUCUCUCCACCCAAUAUAUGUAGAAACUUUAGCAAUCUCAACUUUAAUACGGUCAAAGAAAUCAUUUAUCAUGUUGAUCGUGUUGAUUCUUUGGUGUAUAUUAGUCGACGAUGCUUCAGCAUUGAGCAGGUCUAAUUUUUUUGAAGUUGAUUCAGAUUAUGCAAAUAUGUUAACCACUAGUGCAACUGAAAAUAUCGACGAUGAUAAUAAAGUGUCUAAUUAUUCAUCAGAGGAAUUUAGAUUACCACGUACAUUGUUUCCACACUUCUACGAUUUGUCAAUUCAAGUCCAUUUGCAUGAUGACAAGUCAGAAGGCUUUUUUUUCAACGGAUCUGUGACAAUAAAAGUUUUCUGUAAUGUGUCGACAAACGAGUUCUUCGUACAUGCAUCUGAUAAUCUGAAUGUGAGCUUGGAUCAAAUCCAUAUGUCUCUUCUUCAUGAACAAAAUCAAUCAAGCUCUAUUAUUGAAAUAGAAGACGUUAAGUAUUUUGAAAAUGCUGAGUGCUAUCGAAUUAAACUCAAAACGCCUUUGCAACCAUAUACUUAUUACAACGUGACAUUUGGACAGUUUCGUUCUGAUAUAGACCAUGAUUCUGAUGGACUGUAUAUUAGCAGAUAUUUGGAAAAUGGAACCUACAAAUAUUUGGCAAGUACUUACAUGGAGUCAAUUUAUGCAAGGAAUGUAUUUCCAUGUUGGGAUGAGCCGGAAUUUAAAGCAAAAUUCAAGGUCAAUAUUGUACGUGAUGAAAAUUUCCAUUCUCUUUCGAACAUGAAUUUGGAAAGUACGGAAGUGUUGUACGAUAAUUGGCGUGUCGACAGAUAUAACACCAGUGUGAAAAUGUCCACAUAUUUGUUGGCAUUCGUAGUUUCACAGUUUUCGAAUAUUCAGAGGACAGAUAAUAGAGGAAGAAACUUCACUGUUUGGGCAAGACCGGAUAAAAUUCGAUCUGCUGAAUAUGCACUUGAUAUUGGCAUAAAAUUAUUGGAAUACUUUGAAAAUUAUUUUGGUAUUCCCUAUUCACUUCCUAAAAUGGAUAUGAUUGCGAUUCCUAACUCUUCAAUAUUGGCAAUGGAAAACUGGGGUUUGAUAACUUAUAAUGAACAUUUAAUGUUAAGAAACGCAGAAAACGGUUCAAUAGAUACCCUAAUCGAUAUGACGUUCACUGUCUCACAUAAACUUGCUCAUCAGUGGCUAGGAAACUUAGUGACAAUGAAAUGGUGGGAUAACUUGUGGUUGAACGAAGGCUUCGCGUCAUUUUUCGAAUACAUCGGAGUACAGUUAUUACAUCCUGAGUGGAAAGUAAAUGAACUAUUCAUACUGGACGAAUUGAUGUUUGCACUUGAUAUUGAUACUGCGAUGGAAUCAAGACCAGUCAUUUAUCCAGCUAAUACUACAACACAAAUUAAAAGCAUGUUUGAUUCAAUCACCUAUGAUAAGGGUGCGUCCUUGGUUUGGAUGAUGGAAAAAUUCAUGGGCCGUAGUGCGUUUCAAAACGGUUUAAAAAGAUAUUUAAUUCAAAACCAAUAUAAGAACACAGAUGAAAAGGAUUUGUGGAAGGCAUUAUCUGAAGAAUGGAAUACUCAAGGAAAUCAUUUAGACAUUGGAUUCAUUAUGGAUUCUUGGACUAAACAAAGGAAUUAUCCACUAGUGAUUGUAAAAAGAAGUGGGUCGAAUGUGUUCUGCUUUGAGCAGAUGCGUUACUUGCAACAUUAUGGCAACGAUUCACUUCGAACUAAUCAUGAAAACUCCUGGAUAAUACCAAUCACUUAUGGGUCAGCAAAAACGGUGAACUGGACAAAUGUUGAUAUUGUUUGGAUGGUGAACAACACAAUGAAUCAAACAAUUAAUAUAAGCUCAGACGACUGGUAUUUGGUGAAUGUAAAACAAGGAGGAUUCUAUCGAGUUCACUACGCUGACAAUAACUGGAUGCUAUUAAUCAACCAAUUGCAAAAGAAUUUCACGGCUAUUCCAGUUUACUCACGCGCACAAAUCUUGAAUGAUUUAUUCAGUCUUGCAAAUCGUCAUAUCGUACCGUAUACUCUUUUCCUGAACGCGACAAAAUAUUUAAACCGCGAAGAUCAGUUUAUUGUAUGGAUAACAGCUAGUCGAGCGCUGCAUUAUAUUAAUAACGUGCUUGCCCUGAAUGAGAACUAUGAAGUUUUCCAAGCAUACUUGCGGACUCUUAUCGAUCACCGAAUUCAAUCAGCGAAUUGGUCAUCUGCUGGUCAUGGUCAAGAUCUUCCAAAGAUACGUUUCGACUAUAAUGUGAUCAAACUCGCUUGUAUAGCUGAACAUCAUCUUUGUGUGAACAAAACUACAGAUCUCUUCAGACAAUGGAUGUCGAAACCCGAAACAAACCCCAUACGACCUGAGUUGAGAUUCACUACUUAUUGUACAGCUAUUCGUCAUGGUGGUCAGGAAGAAUGGAAAUUUCUAGAAAGUCAGUUGAUGUUGAAUGAUUCUGUGAACAAGGAGGAGAAUCAAAACAAGAUUCUGGCAUUAACGUGUUCUCGUGAUUCAGAGAUUAUGAAAAAGUACUUAAAGCGAGUAAGAGAGAACGAGAACUUCUGGUUUGCGCUUGACUAUUUCGCACAAUCUCCAGUCGGUAACCAACUUUUAUGGGAUCACCUGAGUGAUGUACAUAAUUUUAAUGAACAUAAGUAAGUUUAAAUUUCUAUUAACAGUGAGGAACCAAUGUCAUAUUAAUGUCAUGAGGUAGAUGGUGCUUUUUGUUUUCAGAUGUUUGUGUUUUGCUUGUGAAGUCGUAUAGUCUACAUAAUAUGUAGGAGAUGGAUUGAAUAUCAACAUCUUGGAAUGUCAGUCUGUAAUCUAGGAGAUUUUGUAGACUUUUCACUUAUGCUUUCACAUGUGAAAAAUCCCAUAGAAAAAUUCAACCUUUUGAUGAACACAGUAAUUUAUCUCAUACACAUUUUUCAGCAAAUGUAAUUUUAGGCUGAUUAAGAUAUCAAUACACAGUUAGUACGAGGACUAGUAAAUUAACUUAAAUAACUCAUAUCUGUGCCAUUUAGAUUAGGGAUGUUGUAGUCCUCCACGUCUCAACUCAGUAAAACAGAACUGUCUCGACGUUCUUAUUGAAGAUUCUGAAUUUCACGUUGGUCUUGUCUGAUGACCAACCUGAUUUCUUUGAUAGUUGGUGUAGUGACAUCUAUAGGAUGGUCUGUAAGUGGUGCUUCGAUAUCUGAUGGGUCCAAUGGAGCUGGCCUAUUCAAGAGUCCCUCAAAGUGUUCUGUCCAUCUGUUCCUAUGUUCUUCAAUCUUGGUGAUUGUCUUGCCUUCUUUCUCCUCGACUGGUCUCUCUGUUUUACUAUAUUUCUCUGCCACCAU
This is a messenger RNA of Schistosoma spindalis, 3401 nucleotides long. The record is from the annotation of a GenBank genome assembly. Lineage: Eukaryota; Metazoa; Platyhelminthes; Trematoda; Strigeidida; Schistosomatidae.